GUGCGGGCUCCGGGAGAGCGUGGGCUGGAGGGCCCGGCGCGGGCUGGGGUCGGGGCCGGGGCUGGGGCCGGGGGCCGGGCCGGUGUGCGCCGGGGACGGACUGCAGCUCCGGCAGCCGCCAUGAAGCGGGACGUGCGCAUUCUGCUGCUGGGCGAGGCCCAGGUGGGGAAGACGUCGCUGAUCCUGUCGCUGGUGGGCGAGGAGUUCCCGGAGGAGGUCCCGCCCCGGGCAGAAGAGAUCACCAUUCCCGCAGACGUCACCCCAGAGAAGGUGCCCACUCACAUCGUGGACUCCUCAGAAGCUGAACAGACGGUGGAGGAGCUCCAGGAUGAAAUUCACAAGGCAAACGUGGUGUGUGUGGUGUAUGACGUCUCUGAAGAGGCCACCAUCGAGAAGAUCCGAACCAAAUGGAUCCCGCUGGUGAAUGGAGGGACCGAGAGGGGUCCCAGGGUCCCAAUCAUCCUAGUGGGCAACAAGUCGGACUUGCGGCCAGGGAGCUCCAUGGAGGCUGUCCUGCCCAUCAUGAGCCAGUUCCCUGAGAUUGAGACCUGUGUGGAGUGCUCGGCCAAGAACCUGAGAAACAUCUCAGAGCUGUUCUACUACGCACAGAAGGCCGUGCUGCACCCCACAGCCCCGCUCUAUGACCCCGAAACCAAGCAGCUGAGGCCUGCGUGUUCCCAGGCCCUCACGCGAAUCUUCAGGCUCUCAGACCAGGAUCUGGACCAGGCGCUCAGCGACGAGGAGCUCAACGCUUUCCAGAAAUCCUGUUUUGGGCACCCUCUGGCCCCCCAGGCCCUGGACGAUGUGAAGAUGGUGGUGCGCAAACACGUGGCGGGAGGCGUGCGGGACGACCGGCUAACCCUGGAUGGCUUCCUCUUCCUGAACACACUGUUCAUCCAGCGCGGCCGCCAUGAGACCACGUGGACCAUCCUGCGACGCUUCGGCUACGGGGACGCGCUCGAGCUGUCCCCUGACUAUCUCUUCCCUCCGCUCCACGUGCCCCCCGGCUGCAGCACGGAGCUGAACCACUUCGGCUACCAGUUUGUGCAGAAGGUGUUUGAGAAACACGACCAGGACCGUGAUGGCGCCCUCUCGCCGGCAGAGCUGCAGGGCCUCUUCAGCGUGUUCCCAGCUGCCCCCUGGGGCCCCCAGCUCCUGUACACGGUCCGCACCGAAGCAGGCCGGCUGUCCCUGCACGGGUACCUCUGCCAGUGGACCCUGGUGACCUACCUGGACGUCCAACGCUGUCUCGAACACCUUGGCUACCUGGGCUACCCCAUUCUCUGCAAGCAGGACUCGCAGGCACACGCCAUCACAGUCACCCGUGAGAAGACGCUGGACCAGGAGAAGGGACAGACGCAAAGGAACGUUCUCCUGUGCAAAGUGGUGGGGGCCCGAGGAGUGGGCAAGUCUUCCUUCCUGCAGGCCUUCCUUGGCCGUGCCCUGGGGCACCAGGACACCAGGGAGCCCUGCCAGGAGCCUGCCGUCUACACCAUCAACACAGUGCAGGUCAACGGGCAAGAGAAGUACCUAAUACUAUGUGAGGUGGAUGCAGACAGCCUACUGGCCACUGCGCCCGACGCCGCCUGUGACGUCACCUGUGAUGUCGCCUGCUUGAUGUUUGAUGGCAGUGACCCCCGGUCCUUUGCAUUCUGCGCCAGCAUCUACAAGCGCCGUUACAUGGAUGGGCAGACCCCCUGCCUCUUCGUCUCCUCCAAGGCUGACCUGCCUGAAGGUGUCGCGCUGCCUGGCCUGUCUCCAGCUGAGUUCUGCCGCAGGCACCGGCUGCCUGCCCCCACCCCGUUCUCCUGCGCUGGCCCAGCAGAGCCCAGCACAGCUGUCUUCACCCGACUUGCCACCAUGGCCACCUUCCCGUGGACACCUGGUCCAUGGGGAGCUGACCACCACCUCCUUCUGGCUCCGGGUGACACUGGGGGCUGUUGGGGCCGCAGUUGCCGCUGUCCUCAGCUUCUCACUCUACAGGGUCCUGGUGAAGAGCCGAUGAGGCGCCAGGGCUCUGCAGUCUGAUCUCAGGGCCCCAGGGUGCCAGUGGGGGGCCACUGCCUGGUGGGGCUUCCGUCUGUUGAAACUGCUUCUGAGGACAGCCUGCCCACUGCCCAGCCCUGGGGUGGGCCCCCAGGCCCCACCCCACCUCCGUGUCCUGCCCAGCAUUACCCACGUGUGGUCAGCGUGAUGUUGGAGGGACUACGGGGCGUGGGUGAGGAAGCCAGUGACCCCAGACCUGAAUUCUCAGGGCUCCACCCCUUCCUGGUCUCAGGUAGCCGGUGGGUACGAAGGAAAUCAGAGAGCAGAGCUUUGGGCCAAAGUCUGGGGGUGGGGCCAGGAAGUGGCUGGACCAUUGUGUGCCCGCUGCUCGUUGGGAGACGGUGCCAGACCUGCACCUCAUGAAGAUGGGAGGUGAGGCUCCUGAUUAAACUUCCGUCUUUUUCAUCUCGGACCCUACUUUCUGAA
Rhinolophus ferrumequinum (greater horseshoe bat) is the source of this 2472-nucleotide messenger RNA. RefSeq names its product ras homolog family member T2 (gene RHOT2). Bases 121 to 2028 code for a protein of 635 amino acids. The record is from RefSeq and is a predicted model, not a curated record. Gene Ontology annotation, biological process: mitochondrion transport along microtubule; small GTPase-mediated signal transduction; mitochondrion organization. Gene Ontology annotation, molecular function: calcium ion binding; GTPase activity; GTP binding. NCBI's taxonomy places the organism in Eukaryota, Metazoa, Chordata, Mammalia, Chiroptera, Rhinolophidae. Gene Ontology annotation, cellular component: mitochondrial outer membrane. The transcript has 19 exons.